AUGCUUCCUAGAAAGAGAGCUGCUGGAGAAGAGGUAGCAGGCGUGGUUGCAGGGGACAGCUUUUUGAAGAAGCAUAGGACUGACUGCUUGAUCUCUUCCGCAUCGGAGGGAGUGGAUAAUAACCAUCACCCACCGAGCGCCAUGGACUGCGAAGCCAACGGCAACAAUCCCCCGGAGAUCGACGAGGACCUUCAUAGCCGUCAGUUGGCUGUGUAUGGGAGAGAGACGAUGCGCCGUCUCUUUGCAUCCAACGUUCUCAUUUCUGGGAUCAAAGGUCUUGGUGCCGAGAUAGGUAAAUUCUUGAUUCCUUGUAUCCUUCCACCAACAGUAGACGUUUGCUUUUUUGAUAGUCUGCACACGAUCUGGGUUGCUUCGAGUUCUGACGAGGAUGGAGCAUUUAUUAAAUAAUUGAAUCUUUUUUGGAUGUCUCAGGCAUAUCAUAUUUUUCAUUUCAUUCGGUCGUACAUACGGGAAAGAUUUAAUAAGAUGCUCUUCAUUUGUAGCUCCUAGUCAGGAGCAAUCUAGAAAUAUCGUUUUAAUUAGAUGCCAAUGACCGAAUUAUCGUGUAUAAAUGUAGUUUUUUUUCAUGGUUAUUCUGGUAUGCUUGUAGCAGCAGAAGAGCGUUGGAGAGACCGUUUCUUAUUUUGUUUUUGCGAAUUCUUAAAACAUCCAUCUCCUUGUGUAAUUCUCAUCCCAUGUGAAAAAUUGAGAAGCUGACAGCAUAUUUCUUGUCUUUAAUGAGGAAUGAUAGAAUAUUUCUCUCUGUUAUGCCAAAGCCAUCUUUUGUGUUUUCCCCUACCUGCUUCAAAGUUAAUUAUUUAAUGUGAAUUAACUCGGGUCCUUUAUUUUUUCAGCCAAGAAUCUCGUUCUCGCUGGUGUCAAAUCUGUCACGUUACAUGAUGAAGAGACAGUGGACUUGUGGGACUUAUCUAGUAACUUUUUCCUGUCAGAGGAUGAUGUUGGUAAAAAUAGGGCUCUAGCUUGUGUCCAGAAGCUUCAAGAACUCAACAAUGCGGUGACGAUUAAUACCCUAACCGAAGAAUUCACUAAAGAACAUCUUUCUGAUUUCCAGGUUAGUCUCUUUUAUAGCCUGUGUUUUUCUCUUCUUGUCGUGUUACGCGUGGCUACAUGAAAAUACAUUUUUUUUCUUCCUUUCGUCGUUGUGAUGCUCAUGUGUUCAUUCUUCUAUCUCCAAUUCAUUUCAAGUUUUAAUUUGACCAAAAUUUGACUUUGACUUGGUUUUUUUCCCUAUCACUUUAGUAUGAAUGUGUGGUGAUUAGUCAUCACUGAUCUCUUCCACCUAAUUAUCUUAAUGCCUUCUGCCAAGAUUUUUGCAGUGGGAAGGGGGUGGUGCUGUUGAAGAUAAUUUGUGCAUUGUGCUGAAUUAUGGGCUGAUUUCAUCGCAGAUCAUAUAUAUGAAUUUGUUUUUUUUAAUGUCUUUCCUGCUACUUUUCUCCUCUCUUGGGGGAAGAUAUAUACGCUUGUUUAUUUCUGUGGACUUCUUGGCGGACUAUUUAUGAGGAAUAAAUAUCAAACUUCCUGACCUCUUCAGUAAAUGGUUGGCUCUGAUAUCUGCUUCACCACAUACUUUCUAUUCGAAACGAGUCCCGUUUUUCUGUCUCUAUGUUUCCCAUAUCUCAUUUAGAAUAGAAGAUAUAAUCUUGCUUUUGCCCUCUACCUUCACUUGAUUAUAUCAUAAUCGUAUUUUUAUCAUGCUCAUUCCACCAUUCUUACUGUCUGUUUUUUUUCACACACGAUUAACUGCAGUGCUGUUUUUUUGUCUUUUCUUUCCUCGUCAUGUUUUUUUUUGUAUCCCAUUUAAUGUUGUUCCCCUAGUAACAUGAUCUAGGUACUUACUGGCAUUCAUGUACUUCAUGUUGCCUUCAUGCAUCGUGUGCGUGACCACAUUGGUCUUCUCGUUUAUGUAAACAGUUUAUUUGAUCUCCGAUCGAUGAUUAAUUUUUCAUAUCUUUUUGUUUACCUGAUUCACAAAUAGUCACGUUUUCCUAUUUUGGAGGUUGUUACUCUUUCAAAUGUGUACAUUGUGUUUAUUUUGUUGUGCAGGCAGUAGUUUUCACAGAUAUCAGUCUGGAGAAAGCAAUUGAAUUUGAUAAUUAUUGUUACAACCACCAACCUCCUAUUUCCUUCAUCAAAUCUGAGAUCCGAGGCCUUUUUGGAAAUAUCUUCUGUGAUUUUGGACCGGCAUUUACUGUCACCGAUGUUGAUGGGAAGGAUCCACAUACGGCAAUUAUUGCAUCCAUCAGCAAUGAUAAUCCUGCACUUGUGUCCUGCGUUGAUGAUGAACGACUUGAGUUUCAGGAUGGGGAUUUGGUUGUGUUCUCGGAAGUUAAGGGUAUGACAGAACUUAAUGAUGGAAAGCCAAGAAAAGUUAAAAAUGCUAGGCCGUACUCAUUUUGUCUCGAGGAGGACGCAACUAAUUUUGGUCCGUAUUUGAGAGGUGGCAUUGCUACACAGGUGAAGCAACCCAAGCUCUUGAAAUUCAAACCUUUAAGCGAUGCCUUGAGAGACCCUGGUGAUUUCCUCUUGAGCGAUUUCUCCAAGGUUGACCACCCGCAAUUAUUGCAUGUGGCUUUCCAAGCCUUGGAUAAGUUCAGAAAUGAUUUUGGACGUUUCCCUGCCACUGGCUCUGAGGAUGAUGCUCGGGAAUUAAUUGCACUUGCUACAAGUAUCAAUGAAAGCAUGGGUGAGGGUCGGCUGGAAGAGAUAAAUGAAAAAAUUUUACGCCAUUUUGCAAGUGGUUCGAGGGCAACAUUGAACCCUAUGGCGGCGAUCUUUGGGGGUAUUGUCGGACAGGAAGUUGUCAAAGCCUGCUCCGGGAAGUUCCAUCCUCUCUUUCAGGUGAAAUACUUCAGCUUUUGUUUGAGUUUUGAAUUUUUGUAUUGUCCUGAUUUAUUUUUGACCUUUCAUUUACUAUAAUCUUUCUAACAAGUGUUCCAAACAUUUGUCCAGUUCUUUUACUUUGAUUCUGUCGAAUCUCUUCCCACUGAGGUUCUGGAAGCCAGUGAUCUGUUGCCGGCAAACAGCCGCUAUGAUGCACAGAUCUCUGUAUUUGGAUCCAAACUACAGAGACAGUUAGAAGAAGCAAAAGUGUUUAUUGUGGGCUCCGGUGCCCUUGGAUGCGAGUUUCUGAAGAAUCUGGCCUUGAUGGGAGUUUCCUGCAGUCGUCGUGGGAAGCUAGUAAUCACAGAUGAUGAUGUGAUUGAGAAGAGUAACCUUAGCCGUCAGUUCCUCUUCCGUGACUGGAAUAUUGGACAGGCAAAGUCAACUGUUGCGGCUUCUGUUGCAAGUACGAUAAACCCCAGUCUCCACAUUGAAGCUCUUCAGAACAGAGCGAGCCCUGAGACGGAAAAUGUAUUCGACGAUUCAUUUUGGGAGGGCCUGGACGUCGUCAUCAAUGCACUCGACAACAUAAAUGCCAGAAUGUACGUUGACCAAAGAUGUGUCUAUUUUCAGAAACCCUUGUUAGAAUCUGGGACGCUGGGUGCUCUGUGCAACACCCAGAUGGUCAUACCUCAUCUGACGGAGAAUUAUGGAGCCUCGAGGGAUCCCCCCGAGAAGCAGGCGCCGAUGUGCACUGUCCACUCCUUCCCUCACAACAUCGAUCACUGUUUGACGUGGGCCCGCUCCGAGUUUGAGGGGAUGCUGGAGAAGAUGCCCACUGAAGUCAAUAAUUUCUUAUCAAACCCUGCUGAGUAUACUUCUUCCAUGAAGACUGCAGGCGAUGCUCAGGCUAGAGAUCUCCUGGAGCGUGUAGUUGAGUGCUUGGAUGUGGGCAGGUGUGAAACAUUUCAAGACUGCAUCACUUGGGCGCGACUGAAGUAAGCUGGAUGGAACUCCCUGAUCUUUUUUUUUUUUUUUUUAUUAUAUUUAAAUGCAUAAAAAAAUAUUUCUCAUUGCAUGCAUACCUUGGAUUAAUAAUUAUUACGGGUUUUAAUACUGUGGGAGGGCUCCCCUGUGUGGUAAAAAAACCAGAAGGAAAACAAGGGUCUUGCUGCAAGAGCAACAACUGGCCCGUACAUCUGAAAAGACUUGACACACUCGAUUGAGGCUGGAAGAUUUUGGAUAAUCUGAUGGAUUGGGCUUAUCCGCGUACCGAAAAAUUGCAAAACUUGAAUCGCUAAUGCCACUUAGGGACAUCCUUGUGGUCUGGUCCAGUGAUGUUUCCUUAUUGAUUCCAUAAUUUUCUGCAAUGUGUGAGAAUUCCGGAUUUCUGAGUCAUUAUAUGACUAGUGAGAAUAUUUCUCUUGCAUAACACAAAGAAAUCGGUUGCAUCUGAUCCAGAUUGCUCUGAUUCUGAGAAAUUUACAGAUGAUGCACAUCUUAUACUCUUCCAAUGCCAUCUUGGAUCUCAAUUCAGCCUCAUGUUUCGUGAUGCUCAUGUUUCUCUCUACUUCUUAUGAUCUUAAACACCAGAUUCGAAGAUUAUUUCUCCAACCGGGUGAAGCAGUUGACGUUUACUUUCCCCGAGGAUUCUGCCACGAGUACUGGUGCACCAUUCUGGUCCGCCCCAAAACGCUUCCCGAGGCCUCUGCAAUACACGUCGAGUGAUCCUUCCCAUCUCCAUCUUGUGCUAGCCGCCUCCAUCUUGAAAGCCGAGAACUUCAGGAUCUCCGUGCCCAAGUGGGCCAAUAGCCCCGGCGAAUUCGCAGAUGCCGUUGACAGGGUGCUCGUCCCGGAUUUCGAGCCCAGGAAAGGAGUGAAGAUUGUGACGGACGAGAAGGCCACCAGCCUGUCCGCGACCUCGGUCGACGACGGCGCCGUCAUCAGUGACCUGAUUGCAAAGCUUGAGGAGUGUUCUAAGAGGCUCCCUCCCCGGUUCCGAAUGAACCCUAUUCAGUUCGAGAAGGUUAGAAAAAGUCAACCUCAUUCAGCUGCUUAUGUUCGAAUCAUUGAUUAUAUGAUUAAAUAUUAAUUUCGCUUCCUGAUCAUCUGAGGUGACUCCAACCCGAAUUGAUUUUUUUUUUUUUUGCGGAUCCCUUCCUCUAGUCUAAAAAACCAUAUAUGCUUGAGUUUUCUAGGUUCAGAUCAGAAAAGUCAAAACUAGGACCUGAUCAAUUCAUCAACUCCAGGUGUAUUUUUUCUCAAUUUGAGUUCUUGUCCAGGACGACGACACAAACUACCACAUGGAUUUGAUAUCGGGGCUGGCCAACAUGCGGGCGAGGAACUACGGUAUCCCAGAGGUGGACAAACUGAAGGCCAAGUUCAUCGCCGGGAGGAUCAUCCCGGCCAUAGCGACCUCCACCGCCAUGGCCACCGGCCUGGUCUGCCUCGAGCUCUACAAGGUCCUGGCCGGUGGGCACAAGGUGGAGGACUACCGCAACACAUUUGCCAACCUGGCGCUGCCGAUGCUGACCAUGUCGGAGCCCGUCCCGCCGAAGGUGAUCAAGCAUCUGGACAUGGCGUGGACGGUGUGGGACCGGUGGGCCGUCCACGGGGACCUCACGCUGAGGGAGCUGCUGAGGUGGCUCAAGGACAAGGGGCUCAACGCCUACAGCAUCUCCUGCGGGACCUCCCUGCUCUACAACAGCAUGUUUCCCCGGCACAAGGACAGGCUGGACAAGAAGGUGGUCGACGUGGCCAAGGAGGUGGCCAAGUUGGAAGUGCCCUCCUACCGGCGUCACCUGGACGUCGUGGUGGCCUGCGAGGAUGACGAGGACAACGACAUCGACAUCCCUCUGGUAUCCGUAUACUUCAAGUAG
Messenger RNA from Spirodela intermedia, 5720 nucleotides. NCBI's taxonomy places the organism in Eukaryota, Viridiplantae, Streptophyta, Magnoliopsida, Alismatales, Araceae. The record is from the annotation of a GenBank genome assembly.